Molecule: messenger RNA, 3083 nt
Organism: Bombus pyrosoma
Lineage: Eukaryota; Metazoa; Arthropoda; Insecta; Hymenoptera; Apidae
Product: putative inorganic phosphate cotransporter
Exons: 8
Coding region: 1687-3081 (464 amino acids)
Biological process (GO): monoatomic anion transport; transmembrane transport
Cellular component (GO): plasma membrane
Molecular function (GO): transmembrane transporter activity
Source: RefSeq, a predicted model, not a curated record
AUAUAUGUAUAUCUCGUUUCAUAUUAAUUUUAUUCGUUUCAAUUUCCAAGUGUCUCUCUUCUCAGUUCACCAACAUGAAGAACAACCAUAUCUGAUCAAAUUAGCGUCAUUGACGAAACAAACAUGAUCUUUUCAUAAAUAAAUCUUAGAUAGGUUUCAAAAUAUAUAAUAUCAUUUAUAAUAGAGUGAUUUAUUUCUAAUAAUAAUUUUCUUUCAGACAUACGUUUUAGACAAUGUUCGUUUACAUUUUUUAUUAUUAGGUACGUCUAGUACUCUCUAUAGAAACUACGAAAGAAAUAGAUUUGAUAAUAGAAUUGUUCAUUCUAGAAGAUAAAAUUGAAGUAUGGAAAGCAAUAUCUGAUUUUGAUUUAGUGACAUUGAUCAAAGAUAAAUUUUAUUUAUCACGACUUGUGCGAAGAUUGGUGACGUUUGUCCUCAUUUAAAAUCGUGCUUCUCACGUGUUUGGAUUCUCCCACUCGUGCAAUGAUUUUUUAUAUCUAAUAUCAUAUUCUUACCAACUUUUCAAGCCUUUUUUCUAGGCUUCUCUGUCUUUAAAGUGGUCAAUAAAUUCAUUUAUUUUAAGUAUUCCAUUAAAGUUGUAACGAAUAUUAGUAUUUUUAUCAUAUUACUACAUACAUUAAUGAUAAUUAAUAUACCUAUAUACAUAUUAUGUACAUGUGUAUUCGUAUAGAAAUAUCUUUUCUUGGUAAAAUCUACUCGACGGUAUACAUUAAAUAUUCGUUUAAUUACGAAAAUGCUUAAGAACACAAUGUAUUUUGUUCAACGUGCAUAGCAUAAAUACGUGACGAAUCGCUUUGAAUUCCAAGACAUGACGCCAACAGUUCGUCAAUGUCAGAUUUCCCGCGAUGUCCUAGAAAUAUGGAAUAAACGAAUCGCUCAUCCGCAUUCUCUGCAUUGCACGAUCGUGGUAUGCAAGAAAUAUAGAGAAUGCAACAAGUUACUUCAAACCGAUUGAUAAUUAUUGUUCAAGGGUUUUAACAGAACUUUAGACUAGUAUCAUUUAAUCGUACGAUAAUAUACUAUCGAACAGCAAUCAACGAAACUUAUAAACGGAUAAUAGGAAGAUAAAUCACGGAUUAAAAGAUUAAUGUUAUUUAUGAAAUAGCAAUCGUAUCCGUUCAUUAAUUUUCAUUUAAUCGAAACCUUGAAAGGAAGGAAAGAGAAAAAAAGAAUGUGCAAAUAAGAGGUAACAAUAAAGUCCUGAAAUAAAAUAUUACGUAUUUAAAAGUAUGAAUUUGUGUAAAAUAAAAGUGGUAAUGUAUCACGAAAAAAUAGCUCGUUCUUUCGGGAGAACAAAAUGAAACUAUUUAAGAAUAAAGUGAAAAACAAAAAGAAUUUUGCGAUAUUGAAAUCUUAUGUUUCAAGUGCAAUCACGUCUGCGACGAUGGAUCACAUGAGAAGCACGUGUAAAUGAAUACUACUCAUACGCAGAUACAUCUAUAAAAUUUUAUUUCGUUUUAACCACGAUUUUAUAAUGCCUAACAAACAUGUAAAUAAAGCAAAAUAAUAUCUAUAAAAUGAGUAGUAUGACAUAAUCACAACUACCAUAGAAUAAAUGAUCUACAAAGAAUUAUCGCUUUCUAAAAGUUUUUGUUACAGUUAUCGAAAUAAUAAGGUUGUAACUAACCUUCACGAUACGGAUGUAGACACACACAGGGUCUUUUAAUGGCACUGGGCUUUCUCUGUUGUUAUGCCAUUAGGGUCACUACAUCAGUGACGUUAGAAGCAAUGACUAAUGCCAAAUCUGCAAAUCCUGCUUUCGAAGAAUUUCCAUGGAGCGCCGCCAUUAAGGAUAUAAUUCAGAGUUCUUUCUUCUGGGGAUAUGUGUGCACGCAAAUUAUUGGUAGCAUAGUGGCACAAAAUUGGGGAGCACAUAAACUUUUCUCACUGGCGCAAUUCGCAUGUGGUUUGGUAACACUUUUAAUUCCCGUACUUGCCGAGUACUGUGGAUGGGAAGCAAUUUGUGUUACUAGAGUAAUCGCCGGUUUAUUUCAAGGCACUGUUCUGCCGUGUCUUCACACAUUACUUUCGAAAUGGGCGCCUAUGGAUGAAAGAGGGAGAAUCUCGACCUUCGUUUAUGCCGGGGGCUGGAUUGGAAACGUACUUUGUUUAUGGAGUACUGGACAACUGUCAGCUUCUCGUUUGGGAUGGCCUAGCUGUUAUUAUGUUUGGGGUUGUAUAGCAAUUGCUUCCAGUAUUCUGUUCUUUUUCAUUGGUAAAGAAUCACCGGCUGAACAUCCAAGUAUACCACAAGAUGAAAAAGAAUACAUUGAAAAUAGUCUUGGAAUGAUAGAAACAGAAGAGAAAUUACCAACUCCUUGGAUUAAAAUAUUAACCAGUAUUCCAAUGUGGGCACUAUUGGUUACACAGUCUGCUCACACUUGGGGCUUCUGGAUGCUUUUAACAAAAAUUCCUUCGUACAUUGGAUCAGUCUUUGAUGUCGAUAUACAAAACAAUGGUCUAUGGAGUGCACUACCAUAUCUCACAGCAUGGAUUUGUAGUUUUCCAAUCAGCUAUAUUUCGGAUGUCCUGAUUAAACGAGAUGUUUUAACCGUACAAACAUCGAGAAAAAUUUGUAAUACGAUCGGUGAAUGGAUCCCAGCAAUUGCAUUAAUCGGUCUUGGAUAUGUUACUAAGGAAGAACCUGGAAUAGCAAAAGCACUUUUAAUAUUCGCUGUUGCUAGUAAUGUUGCUAUUUAUUGUGGACAUAAUGUCAAUCAUAUGGAUCUUAGUCCAAACUUCGCUGGUCCUUUGAUGGGUAUUACAAAUACCGUGGCAAAUAUUUGUAGCAUUUUGGCUCCGCUAAUUGCCAGUGUCAUCGUUAAACAUCCGAAUAGCGUUGAGGAAUGGAGAAAUAUGUUCUUUUUAACAUCCAUAAUAUAUUUUCUUGGAAAUUUGACUUUUAUUGUGUUUGGUACAUCUAAAAUUCAAGAAUGGAAUGACCCUGUAAGGGAGAAAAAGGAUAUCUCUAUGAGUUCUGCGACUGAAUCAUCGAUGGAAAAGGGACAUGCACAAAGAGAAAAAGAUACUGAAAAAUUGGAUCUAGGAAAAGAGUCGUAAUA